GGGAGGGAGGAAUAAUCAUGGAGAAAUAGUUUUACUUUGUGUAAUGGCCCAUCCUCGGCUACACUUGAAAGGAUUUCCGGUAUAGCUAUGCCAGCUGUCCCCCUAGUGGAAACCCAGCUUAUAGAGGCAAAACAAUUCUUUUGUUGAUAUAGCUUGUACCAGUUCUCCAAACAAAAUAAACUGUACCAGCAAAAGGAUUUGUUGCCAGUAUAACUGCAUCUACACUACAAUACUUUUUUCCAGUAUAAAAAUUUCAUAACUCAAACUCCUAAUCAACAGUAUUAUCCAGCAGAACUUUCUGAGUAUACACCUGGUCCUACAGAAUUUUAGGCAGUCAGGGUGAGCUCCACAAAGGGUACUUAGUGUCACAAUCAGAAUGUGGGCAGUUUGAACUAAUGGUCAGAGCAGGAGUCAGGCCAUGACAGGUACCAAGAGGUCAGGGUCCAAGACAGGACUCGGGUGUCAGGAGGCAGACAGGGCCAGGCUACCAGGGGCUUACUAGUAGCUGUAAGUAUUGCAGGAGAAGCAGUUCUAAGCACGGGAAACCCAGCUGCAUGGAUAACUUCCUGUCCUUGUGCUUGGUUUAAAUAGAAGCUGGGAAGCAAUCAGGACCCCACAGUGUUCAGCCCAUCAGAUCCCAGGAUUGGAGUCCUCUGUCAGCAUUCUGCUUCUAUUCUGACAACCAUUAAACAGGUCACCAGAUGGCAGGUUAGAACUUACUAGCUCCUGGGAGCCCUGUGCAUCAGCAUUCAAGAGCCAUAGUCCCUGACAUGUAGGUGGCUAACUCCCAUUUUUAGACACCACUGUGAUCCACAAAACACACGCUUGGCUUCCGCCUAACCCUGUAGGUGCCUAAAGUCACUCAACACCUACGUUUUUGCAGUAAGUUCCCUAUGCAUCUAUGUUUCUGCUUCCGAGCACAGGCACUGCUGCCUCCCUCUGGGCACCCAGACACCUAACUCCCAGCCCCAGAUCGAUACACAAACUGGGGAAAUAUAAAAUAUAUUACUGGGGCUCUGUCCUUUUAAAAUGACCAUAACAUCCAUGCAAUCAGGAUUUAAAUCCAAGCUAAAAAAAAUCCUCCACACUCCCAGCAGUUAACUUCACCAAUCAGAAGUUUGCCCAACCUGACCUCAGUUAAGAUAGUGGAAUCUGAAGGAACAGCUUUCUGCCGCUGAACAGGGUGUUAAAACAUAUCCUGGAAAGUGGCUCAAGAAAAUGAAAGAUCAGUUGAAAGUCUGAGCACGAAACUGGUUAUGUAUGAAGUGAAGGAUUUCAAGUAUGAAUGUGUGGGUGUUCUUGCAUGUGCUGAGGAAAGAAGGAUUUGCAGAGGAGACAAGGGAGAGCUUUGUGUACAGUGCUCACUCUGACACUGCUCAGCCUGUUCUCUGUCUCUGCUUCGCUUCUGACUCUACAGGAACAUGCAGUGGCUCCUCAUUCUCACUCUCUUCACCAUCAUUUAUAUACAACAGGGCACAAGGCAACGGACAACUAGAAGUGAAGCCUGGGGAAAAAUCUGCAGAAGCCAGUGAGGUACAUCAGCGUAAAGAGUUUUGUCACUGGCCAUGCAAAUGCCCCCAUGUGCCAACCUGCACCCUGGGAGUGAGCCUGGUAAAGGAUGGUUGCGAAUGUUGUAAAAUCUGUGCCAAGCAGGCUGGAGAGACCUGUAAUGAAGCAGAGACCUGUGACCCUCACAAAGGACUUUACUGUGAUUACUCUGCAGACAGGCCUAGGUAUGAAACAGGAGUAUGUGCAUAUAUGAUAGCAGUAGGAUGUGAGCUCAAUGGAGUGUAUUAUGUCAAUGGCCAGGCCUUCCAGCCCACCCCACUUUAUAAGUGUCUCUGUGUUAGUGGUGCAAUUGGAUGUACACCUGUAUUCACCCCAAAGGCAGCAGCAAGUCAGUGUGUCAUGGUCAAGGGCAGAAAAAAAUCUGGACAUUCCAACUGUGGCCCUGGACAACAGAAACAGCUACAAUCAACAGGCUACAGAUCAAUGCCAGGUUACAGAAGUCUAUCACUUGUUUUGAAGGAGAAGUGCUUAGUACAGGCAACUUCUUGGACACCUUGUUCCAGAACCUGUGGCAUAGGUAUAUCCAACAGAGUGACCAAUGAAAACAGUAAAUGUGAAAUGAGAAAAGAAGAGAGGUUGUGUAUCAUCCAACCUUGUCAGACCAAUAUAUUGAAGACUAUAAAGAUUCCAAAAGGAAAAACAUGUCAGCCAACAUUCCAGCUUCCCAAAGCAGAGAAGUUAGCCUUUUCGGGAUGCUCAAGCACACAAAGCUACAAACCCACUUUCUGUGGUGUGUGUCUGGACAAGAGAUGUUGCAUACCUAACAAAUCCAAAAUGAUCAUUGUACAGUUUGACUGCCCCAAAGAAGGCUCCUUUAAGUGGAAGAUGAUGUGGAUUACAUCUUGUGUUUGUCAGAGGAUUUGUAGUGAUCCAGGAGAUAUAUUUUCUGGACUCAAGUUAUUAUAACUUACACCAUGGACAGCAGUGUAUCAUCAGGAUGGCAGCAUGCUCAGUUUGAAGAGUUAGCUAAAGAGAAGACCCUUCCACUGAAACCAAACUUGUUGGCAUUCCUCUGUUAAAUACCCUGAGAACAUGGUUUAAGAAUAUCUAUGUAUGUAAAACAAGACACUCAAAAAACCGUAAGAAUUAAAUUGUUUGAAGCGCGAGUAUACAUUUGAGGAACUUCUAGUUAACACAGGGACAGCCAUGGAGGGAAAACAUUUGUAAUUUAAAAAAAUCCACAGGAAUGCAGGGGUGAAUUUGCUCCAUAUUUACACAAAGCACUCCUAGAAAUAGGUGUCUUCCCUUAUCCUCAACAAACAUGUAGGAUGACUACAUGCAACCGACGAAGUGGGUAUUCACCCACAAAAGCUUAUGCUCCAAAACGUCUGUUAGUCUAUAAGGUGCCACAGGACUCUUUGCUGCUUUUACAGAUCCAGACUAACAAGGUUACCCCUCUGAUACAUGUAGGUUUAAAUUAAACAUCCAAAUAACUUAAGAUUCCUUUUUCUACUAACUUUUUUUGCUGUAAUGAUAUAUCAUUCUUGAUCCACAAGAUAGAUAUUCUUACAGCUAC
Molecule: messenger RNA, 3085 nt
Organism: Gopherus evgoodei (Goodes thornscrub tortoise)
Lineage: Eukaryota; Metazoa; Chordata; Testudines; Testudinidae
Gene: CCN6
Product: cellular communication network factor 6
Exons: 5
Coding region: 1282-2475 (397 amino acids)
Biological process (GO): signal transduction; cell adhesion
Cellular component (GO): extracellular region; extracellular matrix
Molecular function (GO): integrin binding; heparin binding
Source: RefSeq, a predicted model, not a curated record